Messenger RNA from Diversispora eburnea, 366 nucleotides. Lineage: Eukaryota; Fungi; Glomeromycota; Glomeromycetes; Diversisporales; Diversisporaceae. The record is from the annotation of a GenBank genome assembly.
AUGCCUCCUAAUGUAUUACCGGAAGCUAGUGAAAAAAAAUAUAUUAACCGUGAUUUAGCGGAUGAAGUUUUAAAAUCAUUUCAAGUGCACAUUCUUCCUGGUUACAAAUUAAUCUAUGAUGAUGUUGAUGUCAUGGACCAUGCGCAUUCAAUCAUGAAUGUAAUGAAAAAAAGUGAAGUCUCAAAAAGCCCUCUACCCAUCAGUAUCGUUGAUAUUCAUAAUACCGAAUGUCUUAAAUAUUUAUCUCAAGGAUUCAAAAAAUAUAUAGUUGAUCAAAUGCAAGAUAAUGAAGUUGAUGCUCUACAUUUCUCAAAAGGAAAAUACAUAAAUAAAAUUUUUAGUAAAUUGCGAAGAGGAAGUCUUACA